Molecule: messenger RNA, 3686 nt
Organism: Pogona vitticeps (central bearded dragon)
Lineage: Eukaryota; Metazoa; Chordata; Lepidosauria; Squamata; Agamidae
Gene: HELQ
Product: helicase, POLQ like
Molecular function (GO): ATP binding; nucleic acid binding
Source: RefSeq, a predicted model, not a curated record
AACCACCUUCGAGAAUCAAUCGCCGCCUCGCGCGAGGUCACGUGCGGCGCGUCUCUUUCGCGACACCCUUUCCCUUCCCGUUUCUGUGCUUUCUCGUCUCGCGAGACCCUAAGGAAGGCGCCGAGCGGAGUUAAAAAAAAAAACGUUAAGAGGGAGGAAAGGAAGGGGGCGUUGACGUCAGUCAUUUGGCAUCCUCACCCCCUCCUUUCUAGCCGUUGGUAUAAUCCUCACCUCUCUUGGAACGUUGUCCUGAGGAGAAUUGGACGGUUCCUUUUCUUUGCCGGGGGGAGGGGGUGCAUGGAAGAGGCCAUGGAAGGGCAAACUUAUCUGAGGCGAAGCGGUCGUGCCUUCUCUGCCUGUCAUACCUUGGGCUGACCCCAACGAUCGGCUAUGUUGCUGCCUCAUGGAAGGCGACGGGCUCUCCGUGAGGAGGACCCCGCGGAGGCAGACGCCGAGACGAGGAGCCGACUCGUGGGGCAAAAGGACCCGGGACGGGUCUGGCUCCGGUACUCCGCCGGCUCCCAAGAAAUGGAGCUCCGGCGGAGGCGAGGGGUCUCAAGAGGAACCGGAGCCUGAGUACAUUGAUAGUGAAGAUGACAUGUUUGGGGAAUAUGACAGUUUUUCUGGGAGCAACUCUUUAUUGGCUGAAGUUAAUGAUAUUGAACAAAGGUGUAUUCAACUUACUGAUGAUGUGGAUUCUGAUAACUUAGAUCACAGUAAUGUCAGAAAUGUGGCAGUGGCAGAGACAUUUUCAGCUACAAGUGUUGUGACCAGCUCCGCAAACAGAAGAGAAUAUGAUUUCCUGAGGAAUGCAAAAGAACAUCAGAAUAGCAAUCUAAAGCAUCAAGAUACUGAUCCAGAGAAUCUGCCUUCAUCACAGCUUUUAUUUCUUAAAAUGUCAGAUGAAUGCUUAAUUGGCUGUCACGAAGCAGUAAGUGUAAAAGAAGGUGUCUAUGGUAUGGAUGACAAUCUCAAAAAGAGCUCAGAUCUGCUUUAUUGUCAUGAAACAAAAAAUGUGGUAAAAGAUAGUGAACCAUAUACAAGUCUUGUAUCUGAACCAGGAAGGAGAAAAAGUCUCAAAGAUUAUCUCAAAAGAGAAAUGACUGGAAAUGCAAGAAUCCCGACUCCACUGUUGUCUAAAAGUAAGCAGCUCAAAGAAGCUGUAGUAUCUGAGGAGACUGGUGUUACUGAGAAAAGAAAUGGCUCUUCCUUUAUUGAUAUUGGCCCUUUCUAUGGCUUACCCACCAAAGUCAAGGAGCUCUUACUACACUUCAGAGGAAUUGAGAAACUUUAUGAUUGGCAGCAUGCUUGUUUAACAUUAGAAUCAGUGCAACAGAGAAAGAAUUUAAUAUAUUCCUUGCCAACCAGUGGUGGAAAAACACUUGUUGCUGAAAUUUUAAUUCUUCAAGAAUUACUCUGCAAGCAAAUGGAUGUUUUAAUGAUCCUGCCAUAUGUGGCUAUAGUACAGGAAAAGGUUACAGGGUUGUCAAGUUUUGGAAUGGAACUUGGUUUUCUGGUUGAAGAAUAUGCAGGGAAUAAAGGAAGGAUUCCUCCAAUCAAAAGAAGGCUAAAGAAAUCUCUGUAUGUUGCUACUAUUGAGAAAGGACACAGCCUGGUGAAUUCCUUGAUAGAAACAGGCCGAAUCAAUGACCUUGGUCUCGUUGUAGUUGAUGAGUUGCAUAUGCUUGGAGAAGGAGGUCGUGGAGCUAUCCUAGAAAUAACACUUGCAAAGAUUAUCUAUGCAAGCAAAACAACUCAGAUAAUUGGAAUGAGUGCAACUUUAAGCAACGUUGAAGACCUUCAGCAGUUCCUGAAAGCAGAGUACUACACAAGUAAUUUCAGACCAGUCAAAUUGAAAGAAUAUGUUAAAAUACAAGACAGCAUAUAUGAAGUGGAUAGCAAAGCAGAAAAUGGUCUUACCUUUUCACGUCUCCUAGAGUUCAAGUAUUCCAGUAGUCUGCAGAAGAUGGAUCCUGACCACCUUAUUGCAUUGGUGACAGAAGUGAUACCAGAGUACUCCUGCCUUGUUUUCUGUCCCACUAAAAAGAACUGUGAAAAUGUAGCUGAAAUGAUAUGCAAGCACUUGAACAGAGACUUCAAAAAGAUCAAAGAGAAAGAAAAACAAGAUCUUGUUAAAGAUUUAAUGGAUAUCUGCAGUGGAAGACUCUGUCCUGUACUGAAGAGAACAAUUCCAUUUGGAAUUGCCUAUCACCAUAGUGGCCUUACCAGUGAUGAAAGAAAGCGAGUAGAAGAGGCUUAUUCUUCAGGCAUCCUCUGUCUACUUACCUGCACAUCUACCCUCGCUGCUGGAGUUAACUUACCAGCCCGAAGGGUUAUUCUAAGAGCACCUUAUGUUGCUAAAGAAUUUUUAAAGAAGAACCAGUACAAACAGAUGAUAGGCAGAGCUGGUCGUGCCGGUAUUGACAGAGCUGGUGAAAGCAUUCUUAUAGUGCAAGAAAAAGACAGACAGCUGGUUCAAAACUUAGUAUGCAGCCCUCUGGAAAACUGUUAUAGCAAUCUUCUGCUUGAACAGAACAAGGGUAUCCGAAGUUUACUCUUAUCAUUGGUUGGAUUAAAGAUAGCAACCAGUCCUGAAGAGAUUUACCAGUUCAUGGGUAUAACCUUGCUUAGUGCCCAACCACAGCUUCUGCCUAAAGAAAAGAGCCUUUAUGAUGUAACUACAGAAGUGUUGCAGUGGUUAACACAACAUGGACUCCUAAAAGAAAAAGUGAGCUGUGAUUGUCUCCAAAACAUUCAGCAGAAUUUAGAAAUCACUCCACUGGGUCAAGCCACUUACAAAGGUUCUGUCGAUUUGACAUAUUGUGACACACUGUAUGCAGACUUGAAGAAAGGGCUUCAGGGGCUAAUCCUUGAAAGCUACCUUCACUUACUCUACCUGACAACACCUUAUGAUAUGAUAUCUCAGUGUAGUCCAGAUUGGAUGAUCUAUUUUAAACAGUACAGUCAACUAAGUCCAGUAGAACAACAAGUAGUAGACAUUGUUGGAGUGCCUGAGAGUUUUAUUACAAAAAAGGCUUCUGGACAAACUAUCAAAAAGGAUGUGGAUAGCAGAAAUGUCAGUAGACUUUAUUUAUCCUUGAUUCUUCAUGCCUUGUUAAAAGAGACCAGCAUAUGGAAUGUCGCUGAAAAAUUUAAUAUACCACGAGGAUUUGUUCAAAGUCUUCUUAAUUCGGCUGCUUCAUUCUCUUCAUCAGUUCUACGUUUCUGUGAGGAACUGGGUGAAUUUUGGGUUUAUAAAGCACUGUUGACAGAACUUACAACGAGAUUGACUUAUUGUGUAAAAGCAGAGCUUAUCCCUCUUAUGGAAGUGACAGGAGUUUUAGAGGCUCGAGCCAAACAACUCUACAACUCUGGAUAUAAAACUUUAGCACACUUAGCUAAUGCAAAUCCAGACCUGCUGGUGAGGAAUGUUGCACAUUUAUCCCGACGUCAGGCAAGACAAAUAGUUUCAUCUGCAAAGAUGCUCCUGGCAGAAAAGACUGAGGCUUUACAAGAAGAAGUUGAAGAACUAUUGAAAAUACCAACAGACAUUCCUGAAAGCUCUUCCAUAUGAAACACUCUUCCAUACAAGUCUAAGCAUCAAACUGUCAUUUUCUAAUCAACCUAAUGUUAGUAAUGUGCUGUAUAUGCUGUAUAUAUUUGUAUAUAAAAGUAAAAAAAUCUUU